This is a messenger RNA of Nerophis ophidion (straightnose pipefish), 1875 nucleotides long. RefSeq names its product regulator of chromosome condensation 1 (gene rcc1). Gene Ontology annotation, molecular function: guanyl-nucleotide exchange factor activity. The coding region runs from base 155 to 1411 and encodes 418 amino acids. The transcript is spliced from 10 exons. Lineage: Eukaryota; Metazoa; Chordata; Actinopteri; Syngnathiformes; Syngnathidae. Gene Ontology annotation, cellular component: cytoplasm. The record is from RefSeq and is a predicted model, not a curated record.
GGAGGCUACUGUCUCUUUAAGAAGCAUCUAAAUCACAGUUGUUAUCGCGAGAGUACUCGACUGGUUUUCCCAUUGACCUGGAAGUGACUGCGUGAGUGUGCAUGUUCGUUUCAAGCCAGCCUACAAACUUUGUUCCCGUCACAGAGUUGCUGACAUGCCAGCUAGAAAGUCUACUACCAAGAGGAAAUCAGAUGUCAUUGUGGAAGAGGUGAAAGAGCCGAAGAAAGUAAGAGUUUACCACAGGAGUCAUGGAACCGAGGCUGGUCAAGUGCUUGUUUUGGGCCAAGGUGAUGUUGGACAAUUGGGUUUGGGAGAGGACAUCAUUGAGAGGAAGAAGCCAGCACUCUUGUCCCUACCUGAGAAAAUAGUACAGGUGAUAGCUGGAGGCAUGCACACCGUGUGCCUCAGCGAAACAGGUCUGGUCUACACUUUUGGCUGUAACGAUGAAGGGGCUCUUGGUCGGGAAACCAAAGAGGAAGGAUCUGAGAUGAUCCCAGGGAGGGUGGAACUUGAAGAGAAGGUGGUCCAGGUGUCUGCAGGGGACAGCCACUCAGCCGCACUAACACAGGAGGGAGAAGUAUACUUGUGGGGAUCCUUCAGGGACAACAAUGGUGUUAUUGGACUUUUGGAUCCAUUAAAGCCGUCUGCUCUUCCACUUAAACUACCCAUGUUAGAAACUGUUGUGAAAGUUGCAUCAGGUAACGACCAUCUUGUUAUGGUGACCAUGGAUGGAAAGCUUUACACAUCCGGUGCAGCGGAACAAGGGCAACUAGGAAGGGUGCCUGAACAAUUCUCAAUCAGGGGAGGCAGGAGAGGCCUUGGUCGUCUAUUAAUUCCUCAGAUGGUGAGAGUCAAGGGGAAAAUUCAUUUCAUUGAUGCCUUCUGUGGGGCGUACGCCACAUUUGCUGUGUCAAAAGAAGAACAAGUGUAUGGAUUUGGUCUUUCCAACUAUCAACAGUUGGGCACCAAAAGCACAAAGAUGUGUUUUGUCCCCGUCAAACUGACUUCCUUCAAAAAUUCCACCACGGCCUGGAUUGACUUUUCUGGAGGACAACACCACACUGUCUGCCUCGAUUCAGAAGGACAGGUGUAUAGCCUGGGCAGAGCGGAAUAUGGCCGCCUUGGUCUCGGUGAAGGAGCUGAAGAGCAAAGUGAACCCACUCCAGUGACUGGGAUUGAAUCAUCCAGAGGUGUGACAUGUGGGGCAUCAGUCAGCUUUGCGGUCACCAAAAAGGGCGCUGUGUACGCGUGGGGAAUGGGCACCAACCUACAACUUGGAACGGGAAAAGAAGACGACGAGUGGAGCCCAGUGAAGAUGACCGGCAAGCAGCUUGAGAAUUGCACAGUACUGAUGGCGUCCAGUGGAGGGCAGCACACAGUUCUUUUGGUUAAAGGCACAGAGGAAAGCUGAUGUUCCUCUCAGGCAUGUAAUAACACUUCAGACUGUUUCUUAUGCCUACAGUGGGGUGACAGUCUUAAUGUGACUUUCUAUGCUCAGCUAAGUGCAAGAGUAUCACAGCUGAGAGAAAGUGGUCAGCUUCAACCCUAUCAGCUAAAAUUCCUCCUUUUGCUGACGUGGCUAAGAGAUAGACAUUUUCACUAUAUCAUCACAAAUAGGAGACUAUUUUAAAAAAAAAAAACUGAGCAAGACAUUCGACUGUCGGCAUGUACUGUAAAUACAUUUUUAUUAAUUUCACAGUCUUUUAAAAAAUGUUUUGAUUGCAUAAAUUCCGAUACAAACAAGAUAUUUCCACCCAUCGAGUUCAAUUAGUCAUACUACCGAGGGCACCGAUGUUUUCACUGAAAUUGGGGAACUACAUCCUGUAUUUUGCUACUGUUCUUGUCAUCUGAUAAUAAAUUUUAGAUUUUACUUGA